Sphenostylis stenocarpa is the source of this 222-nucleotide messenger RNA. Lineage: Eukaryota; Viridiplantae; Streptophyta; Magnoliopsida; Fabales; Fabaceae. The record is from the annotation of a GenBank genome assembly.
AUGUCUGCCAUGGUUGAGGUGUGGAAGGGGGAGCUGACAAAGCUGAGGGAGAAAGUUUUGGCCCGUAAGAGCUUCUUUCGCAAAGGCAAAGAGGGAGCAGGAGAUGAACAUGCAGUUGAAAAGGAGGUUCUUCAGAAAGAUAUCAUGGCUGUUCAGAGAGACACUACUAUCUCAGAAGCAACAGUGUACAAAAGGACCAAAUUGGCAUGUGGGAAAGCAUAA